AAGGACGAAAUUAUCAGAAAACAAAUAAAACGAAGGUGGCGUACUAAUAGAGAAACCGCAAGUGAACUUGAUUACGCUCUUUAUCUUUGAAGAAAAUAGCAACGAAAAACAAUAGAACACUCUUUAAUUGGUCCUUGAGGUAUUGUAUGGUGAAUAUAUGAGAAAAUUUCAUUACAAUUUUCACUUAAAAAAAAUAACUCGAAACACUGAUUAUGUGUGUGUCUGCCCUGUGUAGUUCUAUUUAAAAAUUUUAUCGAUUCAUAGAAUCACUGAAAAAGUUUAAUUCAUGUACAUUGUAGAUAUAAUAUGCUGAUUAUUUUUCAUCAGAAAUUUUGGAAUGUGUUCGCAGCAGAACACAGGCAUAUCCCAGGAACUGAACAUAUAUUUUAAAUAUGAAAUUUUUAUCAAUUGCCUAUCAUUUCGGCCAACGGCAUACUUGCCCAGCCCAGUCCACUUUAAGAUAAGCCAUUUUGUAAACCUAUUUAACGAAUUAAUUCGAAUGGGACAAAUCGCAGGAUGCUAACCAUUUUACAAUAUUAUCAUUAUCGAUUAAGCGGAACCGAAUUUCUAUAAAAUGGAGAAAAAUAUAUAAAAAAAUAUUGAUGUGACCAGAAAAACUUAAUGUCCAUUUAAUAAUCGAUAAUUUAAUGGAAAAAAGCUUAGGUACACCUUAUAAAUCGUAACUUCGACGAAUUUUUUCACUCGCACAUCAGUUUCGUUGGAAUGAAGGUUUUGAUUUUAUUAUCAGUUUUUGGUGUGACAUUUUCCACUUUAGUGGAAAAUGUGUUGGACGCUGCUGACAAUCUCACCGAUGUACAGGAGGCCUUCAUGAAAUACGGACUUGAUACCAAACUGCCCCAUCUACCGCCAAACAAACUAAUCGUCCACUAUGAUACUGACAUCAAAGUUAACUUGGGAACAGAAUUUGACAUAAAAACAAUCGUGCAAGCUCCCAAUGUGAUAUUCGAAGCUGAUCCAGAUGCACACUACACCUUGAUUAUGAUUGACGUAGACUCCCCAACAAGGGAAAAGCCAUUCUUUGGGCAACUGCUCAUCUGGAAAGUUGUCAAUAUUCCUGGAUCUAAAGUACACAAGGGAGAGACCGUAGCUGAGUAUUCGGCGCACGCGCCUUGGAAAAGGGGAGAAGCACACAGGUAUGUGCUGCUCCUGUUCAAGCAGCAUCACAAACAGGUUUUCGGCGAUAGUUUCCAAUCGGCCUUUCGUACUUUCCAUCGCAGGAUUGGAUUUUCAGCGGUCAAGUUCUCUAUGAAAUAUGGGCUGGGUAGGCCAAUAGCGGGAAAUUUCUUCCAGUUGAAGGCAGAAGGCACUGUAGGAAAUGAGAUCUUCAGGCAUCACCAUUUGAGCCAUCAUCAUUGA
Molecule: messenger RNA, 1377 nt
Organism: Coccinella septempunctata (seven-spotted ladybird)
Lineage: Eukaryota; Metazoa; Arthropoda; Insecta; Coleoptera; Coccinellidae
Product: protein D2-like
Exons: 2
Coding region: 724-1377 (217 amino acids)
Source: RefSeq, a predicted model, not a curated record